CCAUCCCCGCUUCCUCCCCCCACCCAUUUUUCUUUUUUGGCCGUGCCUCCCGCUUCAUCCCCUAUUAUGGUAUCGGGAACUGGACGGGAGAAAGAGCCAGGCACGGGCUUCUCAAAAGAGGUGGAUGGAGGUGUUCGCCCCGUUUAACUUAGACGGCGGUGCCGGGCUGGACGGGCGCUCCUACCCCGGGCACGGGUUGGCCGUCGCAGGGCUCCUACGGUUGGCAUCACGAGGACGAAAAUAAUAAUUAACUGUAGUCAGAACUGUAGGACCCGACGGAUAGUCCUCUGUCGACAUUAGCCAGCCCCCGACCCUGCUUGGGUUACAUCUUCGCCAAGGAGCUCUCGCCUUCAAACUUCGGAACAGAACCUCAGCGGCCGGAUUGUACAAGAUUACCUGUGACAUGAAUAUAUCUGUGGCAACUUUUGCAGGGGGCCUGUGGUUUGUGUGAUGAGAAGAAAAUGGACCUCUGGGAAGUGCUUUUGAGAAAGUGAUUACAGUUCCAGAUUAUCUCUCAGUGUGGUUCCAAAUUGAGAAAACCCCAACAUGAAUACAUCACUUCUCUCCUCCUCAGUAGGAAAUUAUUCUGUUCAGAAUUUCACAAAGGGGACAUCCGGACUUCUGCGCUUUCCAGAUGAUGACUGUCCCGUGCCUUUGGCCAUGAUUUUCACGUUAGCCCUGGUUUAUGGUACUGUUAUCCUUCUUGGAAUUUCUGGAAAUUUGGCCUUGAUCAUCAUCAUCUUAAAACAAAAGGAGAUGCGCAAUGUGACCAACAUCCUCAUAGUCAAUCUUUCCUUUUCGGACCUCCUGAUCACCAUCAUGUGUCUACCCUUCACUUUUGUCUACACCUUAAUGGACCACUGGAUUUUUGGGGAAGUAAUGUGCAAGCUGAACCCUUUUGUUCAGUGUGUCUCUAUCACAGUCUCAGUUUUCUCUUUGGUCCUCAUUGCUAUUGAACGCCAUCAGCUCAUUAUCAACCCUCGGGGCUGGAGGCCAAAUAACAGACAUGCUUAUAUAGGGAUUGCUGCUAUCUGGAUUGUAGCAGUGGCUUCAUCGUUGCCUUUCUUGGUUUAUCAUGUACUAACAGAUGAGCCUUUCACAAAUCUAACAAUAGAGGAGUACAAAGGAAAAUAUGUGUGCUUGGAUUCAUUUCCAAUGGAGUCUAUCAGGCUUUCGUAUACCACAGCUCUCUUGGUGAUACAGUACUUGGGGCCACUUUGCUUCAUAUUCAUUUGCUAUUUAAAGAUAUACAUACGUUUGAAAAGGAGAUGCAGCAUGAUGGACAAGAUGAGAGACAAUAAGUACCGAUCCACUGAAACAAAAAGGAUCAACAUCAUGCUUAUUUCUAUUGUGGUUGCAUUUGCUGUGUGCUGGCUGCCUCUCACUGUGUUUAAUACGGUCUUUGACUGGAAUCAUGAGAUCCUCCCAGCAGCCUGCAGCCACAACUUGUUGUUUUUGAUUUGCCACCUCACAGCUAUGAUCUCGACUUGCGUGAACCCUAUAUUUUAUGGAUUCCUCAACAAAAACUUCCAAAGAGAUUUGCAAGUUUUCUUUCGUUUCUGUGAUUUCCACACAAGGGAUGAUGACUAUGAGACAAUAGCCAUGUCCACGAUGCAUACUGACAUUUCAAAGACCUCCUUGAAGCAAGCCAGUCCGACUGCAUUCAAAAAAAUCAGUGAUAGUGAUGAUGAAAGAGUGUAAUUUCUGAAACUCUUGUUGUGGGUGAUGCAGUUUCAUGGACAAGCACAAUCUUUUUUUAAAAAAAUAUUGAUCUCUUUCUUACCCUAAAGAAGCUCAAAAAUGUUGCUUUCAUAUCUGUAUUGUUCAACUACUGUUGUGUGUUUUUGUUUUGCUGCUUGUAAGAUCCAUCCAAUUUAUAUAUAAUGAACAGUGAAUCCCUU
Pogona vitticeps (central bearded dragon) is the source of this 1901-nucleotide messenger RNA. RefSeq names its product neuropeptide Y receptor Y1 (gene NPY1R). Gene Ontology annotation, molecular function: neuropeptide binding; neuropeptide Y receptor activity. The record is from RefSeq and is a predicted model, not a curated record. NCBI's taxonomy places the organism in Eukaryota, Metazoa, Chordata, Lepidosauria, Squamata, Agamidae. Gene Ontology annotation, cellular component: plasma membrane; neuron projection. Gene Ontology annotation, biological process: G protein-coupled receptor signaling pathway.